AUGGAUUUCAGUAAUAAUUUAUUUCAUUCAUGGAAAGGACCUCUACUUAAUCUUAAACACCUUAAACAUGCUGAUUUAUCCAAUAAUUAUUGUUCCUAUAUUUCUGAUAACUUCUUAAUGGAUAAAAAUAGAUUAGAAACACUGCUAGUUCAGAACAAUUUAUUAGGAUUGGUGCUAUAUAAAGAUGUUAAUGGUAAAAUAUUCAGGCACCUUAUGAGUUUAAAAACUUUGGACCUAUCUAGAAAUCACAUAUACACCUUACCAGCCUUACUUCUCAAAAACCAACAUGAACUUCAGAUACUGAAUUUGAGUAACAACGCAUUGAAUGAGUUAAGUCUCGAUAUAUCACAUAUGAAACAUCUUCAAUAUCUCGAUAUUACCCAUAAUCAACUUAGAGGAAUCAAACAGGACCAACGAGACCAGAUAGAUAGUUUAAAGGACAACAAUUUAACCAUUAAUUUGCAAGGGAAUCGUAUGGACUGCUCGUGUGAGGAACUCGAUUUCCUUAAAUGGUUAGGUCGAAAAAAAGAUUUGUUUGAACAUUUUCUAACAUACAAAUGUGCUUUCUCCAACGGAACAGAAAUAACGUUUUCCAAUUUUGAUACAACCUUGUUGGAAAUAAGUAAGUCGUGUGAUAGUUAUAUAGGUAUCAUAGCAGUGUGUGCUUCAGUGAUUCUGUUGUCGGUAACCUUUGUGAUUUCUGGUAUGAUCUACCGCUACAGGUGGAAACUGCGUUAUCUGUUUUACAUGGCCAAGACCCAGUAUCGCGGUUAUAGACCCGUUGUUAAUGCGGAAGACGAUGAUGACUACCUGUAUGAUGCAUUUAUAUCAUAUUGUUCAGAUGAUUACAUGUUCGUGGUAAAGGAGAUGCUGAUCCAUUUGGAAGACAAUCACGGGCUGCGACUUUGUCUGCACCAAAGAGACUUCAUACCAGGGGAAGACAUAGCCCAGAACAUCACCAACGCUAUCCACCAAAGCAGGAAAACUGUUAUCAUACUCUCCCGGAACUAUCUUAAUUCGUACUGGUGUAUGUUCGAAUUUAACAUGGCUCGAAUGGAGAGUAUAUAUUCUAGGGGAGGCGACUCUGUCCUUUUAUUGGUGUUCUAUGAGGAUAUUCCGCCUCGAGAUUUACCACUGUCGUUACUGGAUAUUAUUGAGAGCAAAACCUAUAUCGAGUAUCCCCGUGGUGACUUGCAUGGUAAUGUUGUGUUUUGGGACGAACUAUCGAAAACAAGUAAAACCUCAGUGCGUUCUAGCAUAACUAACAUCUCCAGGGUCAGUUCAGUAUAUAUGAAACAACGAGCGAAAUUGGAAGCGGCCAAAGUGAGGCUAAAAUUUGUUGAGAAAGAGGCCGAAUUGCAAAAAUCCCUUCAGCUGUUAAAAUCACAAAGAGAACUGGACGAGGCAGCAGCCGAGCUUAAGGCUAUGGAUGACGUUAUUGACACUGGUAGCCCUAUCAGACAUUGUUCACAAGCACCGUCGGAUGAUGAGGAGUUACACAGGAAGUCUAGGACAGUUGAAUUUGUGCAAAGUCAAGCCGAAAAUUUGAACACCGGUUAUGAAACAUUCGACCCCUAUUCACAUAAAGUACCGUUAAACGUUGAGGCUCGAGAAUUCACCCCAGGUCAGUGUGUAACUGGACUGAAUGAUUUGACCAAAUUUAUGCUAAAGAAAGACUUGCUUAUGGGUAGACUCACUCAGUUUACUGAUAAACCCGAGGAGUAUCGUGUCUGGAAAAUGUCAUUCCUAAAUGUUGUAAAGGAACUUGAUGUAAGCCCUCAAGAACAAUUAGACUUAUUAUCGAAAUGGUUGGGGCCAGAAUCUCGAAAACAGGCUGUAAGUCUACGUGCUGCAAACAUACACGACCCACCCCAAGCCUUGUGUAAAAUCUGGACUAGGCUCAGUGAGAAGUACGGCGCGCCCGAGCAAAUUGAGUUAUCUUUGAGGGAAAGGCUAAACAAAUUCCCGAAAUUAACGAACCGAGAUGGUCAGAAAUUGUUUGAUCUUUCGAACAUAUUGGCGGAAAUUCAGGCAGUAAAGGAAAACACGGCGUUCAGCUCGAUAAUGGCGUACUACGAUUCGUCCAGCGGUAUAAACCCAAUUGUUUGCAAGUUACCCGUGUUCAUACAAAACAAAUGGACUGACUAUGCGUGCAGAUAUCAAACCGAGCACAAUGUUACAUAUCCGAAAUUCAGUGUUUUCGAGAGGUUCAUACAGGAAAUGAGCUCGCGAAUGAACAACCCGAGUUUCAAUUACACCGAUGGUACUGCGGUACCUAGCGUCAGCAAAGAACAACGUCGUACUGCGUCUACCGGAAGUAGGAAUGCAUACGUCUUUUCAAAGAAAACGGAAGUUAAUAAUGUGCCUACAGCAUUUUUGUGCCCACUUCAUGACAGUGCGAGAGAAGUGAAGCAUUUGUUAUCAGAUUGCCACCUGUUUCUAUCGAAAUCCAAGGACGAAAAGAGGGAAAUUCUUAAAACACGGCGUGUGCUUUAA
Ylistrum balloti is the source of this 2496-nucleotide messenger RNA. RefSeq lists its product as uncharacterized. Gene Ontology annotation, biological process: toll-like receptor signaling pathway; inflammatory response; immune response. Gene Ontology annotation, molecular function: transmembrane signaling receptor activity; protein binding. The record is from RefSeq and is a predicted model, not a curated record. Gene Ontology annotation, cellular component: membrane. The coding region runs from base 1 to 2496 and encodes 831 amino acids. NCBI's taxonomy places the organism in Eukaryota, Metazoa, Mollusca, Bivalvia, Pectinida, Pectinidae. The transcript is spliced from 2 exons.